Molecule: messenger RNA, 3033 nt
Organism: Peronospora belbahrii
Lineage: Eukaryota; Oomycota; Peronosporomycetes; Peronosporales; Peronosporaceae
Source: the annotation of a GenBank genome assembly
AUGGUUUUACAUAAAGAACAGAAGAAGAAUGUAGUGGAAUUAUUAAAUACGACCAAGGAGCAACAAUCCAAUACUUUCAUUGGAUUAAAUCAUGAAUUGUCGCUACCAAGAGAAAAGCGUCAUCCAGUAACAGAAUGUGAUCCAUGUGUUAUUGAGCUUUGUAUGGCGAUAGAAGAGUGUCUAGUGCUUGGAUUAAAGCCACGAUAUAAUACGGAUCAUAGAGAGAAAGGAGAAGGAAGAAGAAGAAGCGUCCUGAGUGUUCUAUCUGCAGCAUUUUUAGCCGAGACGGAUGUAGGAAAAGCUCGUUGCUGGCUGAAGAUUGCACUAAAUAAUCAUACAAUUGAGUCUAGUAUUAUGGUACUUGCAAGACUACCUUGUCCUGGUCUUAUGGUCUUUUCAAUGGCUUGUGAACACUUGAUUCACGACAGCUACGAAGAAAGGUCGCUUGUUCGGUGCUCUGAAGGCUUGGGGUUGUUUCUUGAGCUUAUCAUUGCACUCCGGGAAGUGCACUUUGCUAUAAAAGUCAGUGGAGAGCCGUUUCAAGUGUCGAAGCCAGCGGCAUUAGCGCGUUUAGAGCCUAUCUAUGAAGGCGAUAGUGGCGAAUUGGUUUCUGCUAUUACAGAUGAAGACAUUGCUGCGGCGGUGGGGGAACUCAAAAUCAAAGAUGCUAACGACCAGAGGAUUCAAGAUACUGUGACUGUAGAGGAAGACGUCAUUCAGUUUUCAUCGGCCUUGUUCCCCCACCGCCGUAAGAGUAUUAAACCUUGGCAGUACGUGUUCGGCAUCAGUCUGGCAUCACUUACGAAAAAUCCAUAUCACAGCCGCUACGCUUUGAUUGACCCACUGCUUGCGCUUCCAAACGUUUUAAACGAUUGUGUUGCGAUAUUAAGGCAAAACCCGGACACUCCACGAUUGUUUCGUACGACGGUUUUGAACAUACGUGUGAACCAACUUCGCGAGAUUGUGGAGACCAAAGGGGCAGUACCGGAAGAUCUAGACCCGCAAUGUGCCGGAGCAUUACUCCUAGAUUUUCUGAAGAACCUGCCAGAUUCGUUGUUGACUGACGACAAAUACGAUGCAUUCGUGGCAGCAGGGCAAUUGCGUGAUGAAGAUGCCAGCGUGCGCAAUGUCACAUGCUUAGUGAACGACCUGCCUGUGCCCUGUCAGAUUGUACUGAAACAUGUGAUCAGCUUGAUGCACUUCCUGCAACAGCCCGAACAUAGUGGAAAAAAUGGCGUGGACAUAUUUACAGCUUCUACUAUUCUUGCCCCCGCGAUAGCCUUCAAGAGUAACUUAGGAAGCGGCUCGUCAUCCGAACGCCCGCGCGGUCAACCGCAUUCGCCGCAUCAAGAUUUACGAUAUGCUGCAGUAGGCGCUCAAGUAGUCGAGCGAAUGAUUCGACACUACGCGACAAUUUUCCACUCUGUCCGAUUGUUGAUUAUCGACGCACUCGAGCACUUGGAGGCUAAAAAGGAAGCACUGGGAAUGGUGUCGCAUCGAUUGAAGCUCCAGCCGCAGAUGGAUAUCUUGUCGGACAGGCAGCAAGUAAACGAGAUUUCACGAUUGUUUCGUGACUAUCUAGAACAUUGUGAUGGUCCCAUAUUCUCUGCGUCUGUCAGCUCAACAACUGAGCAAGCGGUGGAGUGCUUGAAGAUCGAAGUUGUGGCAGAUCUGGAGAAUACAUGUCAGCGAAACACUACUGUCAAGUUAGGGCAAGAUUUACAGAAGUCAACCGUUGCGGCGCCAGCUGCCAGUUCGACCAGUGGAGCAUCUUUAUCAACCAUGGAAGCAAUUGGAGAUGAUCUUGUAAGCGUCUGGGAGCAAUUUGGCUUCAACGGACCAACUAUUGUAGAAAACUUUGAAAAGGGUGGCGUGCUGAUGCUGCAAGCCUUAUUGUACUGGCUGAAAAAUGACCCAGACGCACUAUCCUUACUCAAAAUGCGUGCACUACCUUCCAAGCUGCCGUCUUAUGACGCAGGAUUGGUAGCAUCAUCUAUUUGUGAGUCGUUGGUAAAGUUGUUGAAACUAUCCUUAACUCCGAAGUGCCCGGAGGUUGACAUGGUGGCAAUGUCGUUAGAACCCUUUUGGAAGUUGUUUGACGAAGACAUGUUUUUCAACAAAUUGUUCAUGUUGAUGUUUCUAGUAUUUGACCGACUUUGGAGUGAACUUGAUCCAAAUACGGCAUCUUUCGCUCAUGUAAUUACGGAGACCGAGGAACAUAUUAAUGAACUGCUGAAAGAGGCGCCAACUACCGCGGCAACCGUGAAGGACCUGCAAGUGGAGUGGAAAGCAAUUCAGACACGACGUUGUAAAGAAGCUAAGGAAGAGGAGGAGCAAAGAGUGCCAGUCGAAGAUGAAGCGCCCCAGAUUGCUGCGACCUCAGACUCAUCUAUUCCGUCUCCUUCUUUCCGCCGCUCGAAGAACAAGUCGUCUUUUGAUCUUAAAUUGGAUGAUUCUAACUUCAAGCUCUUGGAUACGUCACGCAUCUUGACACGAGAGCAUGUUGCUCAUAUUGGCAACGCAUUGCCGAUUACAAGUCAAUUGUGCCGGUGGUAUUGCAUUUAUAGCGUGGCGUCAAACGGAUCUGCAUUAGAGACAUUUCUCUUACUUGCAAAGAGACAACGUCCAACGUUGUUGGUGAUUAAAGAUGCCGAGGGAAAUGUUUUUGGUGGAUUUGCAUCGGAUGAGUGGCAUCAUGCAUUUCACUACUAUGGCACUGGUGAGUCGUUCUUGUUUUCAUUUGCAAGCUCAAGCGCUGUGGGCGAGUUCAUGAAGUAUCCAUGGAGUCGCAAGAAUAGCUACUUUAUGCUCUGCUCCGACGAAUCAUUGAUCAUGGGUGGUGGCGGUAACUUUGGCUUGUUCCUGGAUAGCGACUUAUCUUCCGGAACAAGUGGAGCGUGCGAAACGUUCGACUCGCCUCCACUAACGCCGUCGCAACAGUUUUCUUGUGUCCAAUUGGAGCUGUGGGGCUUCACAACAGGUGACAAGCCCCUUCAUCUUGGUGAACGACAGAGAAAAAGUGUGUUGGGUUAG